AUGGUUGGUGGAAUGACACCUUCUGAACAUUCAAAAUCUUCUUGGGCAUCGGAAAUAAAUAAGGAUAAAAUAAAUUGUUUUAAUUUAGGCCAAACUGAACAACUUUUAAAGAGACAUAAAUCCCUCAAUUUGUUGUAUUCUGAAACUUUUAAAAAUCAGAACAAAACAAUUUGGAGGUCCAACAGUCUUGGAAGUCAACGAACAGAUUUAUCUAAUUAUUUGCCUAUUUAUGCUCAAAUAAAACAUUCAAGGCAAAGCGUAGCUAGUCAAAAACUUGUUUCAAGUGAAGACUGUUUGUUGGAUAGAAAGUAA
Messenger RNA from Meloidogyne enterolobii, 312 nucleotides. Lineage: Eukaryota; Metazoa; Nematoda; Chromadorea; Rhabditida; Meloidogynidae. The record is from the annotation of a GenBank genome assembly.